GGCGUCAGCCGGGCCAGCUCCUGGGCGCUGCAGAGGCCAGGCCAGCUGUUCCCUCCCUGGGGCGGGGCCUCGUGCCCUGUCAUCGGACCCCCAUCGCGGGGCGCUUAGGAUGGACCCGGGAGAGCAAGGGGCGAGUCCUGUGAGCAGGCCGCAGUUGGGGUGGGACAAGCAUGGGGAUGUGGUGGCCCUGCCCCAGAAGAGCAGCCCUGCUGGCAGAAAGCCCCGGGCACACCUGGACGCCGAGGGUCCCCUAGACCAGAGAGCCUGCCAGGUGCCUCUGAUGCCGGCAUGGAGCAGGUGCCUGUGGCCUCAGCCAAGGCCUGCAGCCAGGACUGCUGUGUCCCCGGCGUCCCAGGUAAGUCAGGACAGUGCAGGGGUGUAGCUGGACCCAGGCUGCAGGGGGACCACCCUGACCCGCAUCUCCCACCAGGGCCAAGGCCCCCCAAGGCAGAGUAGGCUGCAGCCGCCAGCCUGGGGACCUCUUUUAAGAUGACCCGCACGGACCCACCAGACCUGUUGGUGUCGACCGUGUACCAGGACAUCAAGGUGGCGGCCCCGGGGCCCGCAUCGCGGCGCCCACCAUGUGAGCGCUCCGUGGCCCCGCCGGCUGUGCCCGCGCCUUUCAACAAGCGCCACUGCCGCAGCUUCGACUUCCUGGAGGCGCUGGACGGGGUGGCCAUGGAAGCCCGCAUGGAGCCGCCGCCCCCGGAGCCCGCCGCGCAGCGCUCCCGGCCCCGCGACGCGGAUCCCCGGCGCCGCGCCCGCUCCAAGAGUGCGCCCCGCGCGCCCCCGGGCCUGGCGCCCGCUCCCGCCUCGCCGCCCGUGCUGCCGCGCCGAGGCCGGGAAGCCCAGCGGACUGCGCGGGCGGAGGCUUCGCCACACCGGGAGCCAGCGUACCCCGCGCUGCGCGCACUCGCCAACGAGCUGCACCCCAUCAAGCUGCAGCCGCAGCGGGGCGUCCCUGGCCGCAUCGCGCCCCUGUGCGCCGCCACCGGCCGCUGUGCGCCCCCGGAGCCGCCCGCCGGGCCCGCACCCCACGUCCGCUGCCGCCUGGACAUCAAGCCCGACGAUGCGGUGCUGCAGCACACUGCCCGGGGCUCGCGGUCCUGCGGGCCGACGGAGACCACGCCCUGGGCACGCGCCGCCCCGCAGUUCCACGGCCUCACGGUGCCCGGGCCGCGUCACAUGGCGCUGUCGCGCACCCCCACCCCCAGUGACACGUACUGCGCGGAUCCCCGGGCGCUGUACUGCGAUGGCCCGCUGCCUGGGCCCCGGGACUACACAGAGCGCCGUGGCCCGUCCUUCACCACGCCUCCAGGCCCCACCCAGUUCUUCUACACGGAGGAACCCGAGGGCCACCCCGGCAGCUUCCCCGCCAGCCCGGGGCCGCCCUUCGACAGCUACUACGGCAGGCCCUUCCCGCCGGAGGAGCCCCCCGUCCCCAGCCCCAGGCGCGGCAGCAGCUACUAUGCAGGGGAAGUGCGCACCUUCCCAGUCCAGGAGCCGCCCUCCCGGUCCUACUAUGGGGAGGCCACCCGAGCCUACGGCCCUCCCUGCGGCCCACGCUAUGCUCCCGAGGACCCGCGGGCCCACCCCGCUCUCCACCACUUCUACACAGAGGACUUCGGACGGUACCGCGACCGCGACGCCCUGGCUCGGACUUACCCACACCCGCGCAGCAGCCCCGCCUGGGUCGACUGGGGCCUGCGGCCUUACCGCACCCUGCAGGUGGUGCCUCCCCCGGACCCUGGCCCCCUGCUUGCCUCUUGGCACGGGGGCACCGGCACCAGCCCACCCCGGCUGGCCACUGACAGCCGCCACUACUCUCGCUCCUGGGACAACAUCCUGGUGCCUGGGCUGCGCCGGGAGGACCCCCUGGGCCGGGGCCGCAGCUACGAGAACCUGCUGGGGCGCGAGACACGGGAACCGCGGGGUGCAUCCCCUGAAGGCCGGCGUGCCCCGGUUGUUGUGAACCUGUCCACCUCGCCCAGACGCUAUGCAGCACUGUCACUGUCCGAGACCUCGCUGUCGGAGAAGAGCCGCGUGGGCGAGGGCCUGGGCCGCAACUGGUACGUCACACCUGAGAUCACCAUCACCGACAACGAUCUGCGCGCCGCGGAGCGCCCGACUGCCAGGGGCUGGGAAUUGCCAGGGGGGCGAACCCGGCCGACCCCACCCGCCGCCCCCGAAGCCCCCACCGGUGGCCGCCAGCGCAGCCUCGAGCAGCUGGACGAGCUCAUCACCGACCUGGUCAUCGACUCUCGGCCCCCCGCCGGCCAAGCCCCGGAGCCCGCGGCGGAUGGGCCGGGCCGCCAGCUGCGCCGCCUGCUGGACUCUCGGCCCGCGGGUCCCGGGGCCCCCGCGCUGGCUCCGCGAUCGCCCCCUGCGUCAGCCGGCAGCGCCGAGGAGCCCGCGGGCUCGGGACAGGCGGCCGACGCGUCCCCGGAGCCCAGUGCGGAUGAGGAUGACCUGAUGACGUGCUCCAACGCGCGCUGCCGGCGCACCGAGACCAUGUUCAACGCCUGCCUCUACUUCAAGUCCUGCCACAGCUGCUACACCUACUACUGCUCGCGCCUGUGCCGCCGCGAGGACUGGGACGCACACAAGGCGCGCUGCGUGUACGGCCGCGUGGGCAGCGUGUGUCGCCACGUACUGCAGUUCUGCCGGGACAGCGGCCCAGUGCACCGCGCCUUCUCGCGCAUCGCCCGUGUGGGCUUCUUGUCGCGCGGUCGCGGCGUGCUCUUUCUGGGCUUCCCGAGCCCGGGCUCUGCUGACAACUUCCUGCGCUUCGGCCUCGAGGGGCUGCUGCUGUCGCCCACCUACCUGUCGCUGCGCGAGCUGGCCACACACGCAGCGCCCCUGGGCAGCUAUGCGCGCGAGCUGGCGGCCGCCGGGCGCCUCUACGAGCCGGCCGAGUGCUUCCUGCUCAGCGUGUCGGUGGCCGUGGGCCCCGGCGCCGCGCCCCCCGGCUCCUCCGCCCGGCCCGCGCCCGCGCCGCGCAGCCCUGGGCCCACCGUACGCAAGUUCGCCAAGGUGGCGCUGGCGGCCGGCAGCCCCGCGCGUCCGCCCCCGGCUCGGGGUCGCGAGCCCGAUAUGGAGACGCUGAUCCUGACCCCGCCGCCCGGCACGGCGGGCCUGGACCAAGACGGCGAAGCCGGCCGGCGCGCGCGCGAGGUCGCCUUCAUCCACAUCCAGCGCGAGCUGCGGCUGCGCGGCGUCUUCCUGCGCCACGAGUUCCCGCGCGUCUACGAGCAGCUCUGCGAGUUCGUCGAGGCCAACCGGCGCUUCACGCCCACCACCAUCUACCCCACGGACCGGCGCACCGGCCGCCCCUUCAUGUGCAUGAUCAUGGCGGCCUCCGAGCCGCGCGCGCUCGACUGGGUGGCCAGCGCCAACCUGCUAGAUGACAUUAUGUGAGCCGUAGGGUCGCGCCCGGGCUCGGUCCAGCCCGCUCAGGGCCAGCCCACCCCGACCCCGCCUGGUCCACGUAAGGCCCACCCCCCAGGCCCACCCCCCCAGGCCCACCU
This is a messenger RNA of Canis lupus familiaris (dog), 3527 nucleotides long. RefSeq names its product apical junction component 1 homolog (gene AJM1). Lineage: Eukaryota; Metazoa; Chordata; Mammalia; Carnivora; Canidae. The record is from RefSeq and is a predicted model, not a curated record. Gene Ontology annotation, cellular component: apical junction complex; plasma membrane. The coding region runs from base 490 to 3417 and encodes 975 amino acids. The transcript is spliced from 2 exons. Gene Ontology annotation, biological process: cell-cell junction organization.